Triticum turgidum subsp. durum (durum wheat) is the source of this 1392-nucleotide messenger RNA. The record is from the annotation of a GenBank genome assembly. NCBI's taxonomy places the organism in Eukaryota, Viridiplantae, Streptophyta, Magnoliopsida, Poales, Poaceae.
AUGGCCGAGGGCGCCGCCCCCCUCCUCCCCACCGCUGGCUACGACGGCGAGGACCGAAUCAGCGCCCUCCCGGACGACCUCCUCCGGGCCAUCAUCUCCUCCGGCCUCCCCGUCACGGACGCCGCCCGCACCACCGCCCUCGCCCGCCGCUGGCGCCACAUCUGGCACUCCACACCGCUCGUCCUCGACGAUGUCGAACUGCACGGGUCCGCCCGUGACGCGAUAGUCUCCCGGGUCCUUGCCGACCACCCGGGUCCCUUCCGCGCCGUCCGCCUAGCCGGAUGCAGGUUCGCCUCCCUGGACCAUAACCUCGCCGAGUGGCCGCGCCUCCUCGUCACCAAGGGCAUUCAGCUGCUCGUCCUCGUCAACAUGCACAUCCAGCCUCAGCGCACCUCCCCGCGCCUCCCCGCUGAAAUCCUCCGCUGCGACUCGCUCCAGCGCCUCUUACUGGGCUUCUGGACGUUCCCCGCCGACGUCUCCCACGUAGCCGAUGUCUUUCUUCCUCACCUCCACAAUCUCAAUAUGUUAAGGAUUGACAUGAGCGAUCAUGACCUGGAGUGCUUGGUUGCUGCCAGCCCCGUUCUGAAGACCCUUUUGCUCGCCCAAAACAAGCCCAAGCAUGUGCGUCUCCGCAGCCAAAGCCUCAAUUGCGUGGUCGUUGGAGGAUCCCCGGUGAAGGAGGUCGUGAUGGAAACGCCGCUCUUGGAUCGCCUUAUCUUGGUGGAACCGCCUCCUAGUGCUGUUGGAGGUGCUGGUAUGAGGGUCAAGAUUACCUGUGCACCCAACCUGCGGGUGUUUGGCUACCUGGAGCCGAGAGCUCACAAGCUGCAGAUCGGCGAUGAUGUCAUCGAGCCAAACAUAAUGGUGAGCCCAAGAACGGUGCUUCCAGGCGUCAAGAUAUUGGCCUUGAAGGUGAAUUUUGGUGUUUUCGAGGAGGUCAACAUGCUUGCCAGCUUCCUUAGAUGCUUUCCCAAUGUUGACAUGCUUCACAUCGAGUCUCUCCUGCACGAUCCAUCCGUACCUGGCUAUGAACCCACUGGGGAGCACCAUGCCAAGUUCUGGCUGGAGGCCAGUCCGAUCAAAUGCUUGCGAUCACAUGUCAAAAGGAUGGUUAUCCACAAAUAUCAAGGGCAUCAAAACGAAUUUGAAUUCCUCAAGUUCAUCUCCAAGGAUGCGCUGGAGCUGCAGUCUUUGGUGCUUGUGCCACCUAAAGAAAAAAAUUCCUUGCCGAACGAGGUGAAUGAGAUGAUAGACAGACUGGGGUGUCCACGGUUUCGAGCAUGGGCCUCUAAAGUGUUGCUGGUGUUGACUAAAGUAGACAUUGGUUUUAUUUUGCAGAAAUCAUCCGACCUUACGGUCGACGACCCUUUUCGCUGCUCGAUGCAUGGCUAA